AAAAUAAAGCAGUAAACUUCUCUUCGUGUUACCUACUUUAGCACAAUUAAUGUUGAUUUUUUUUGAUGAAAUAUACACAUUAGCUUUCUACAUUUCGAUUGAUUUCUCGUCUAUUGUUCAGAAAAAAAUAAAAGGAUUCAAAAAAGAAGUCAGGCAUGUCGGAAAGUGAAGCUGUCGCAUCUCAACAGAAACAAUCGCAGCAGCAGCCACAACAUUUUCCACAGCAACAAAUUAAUCCAACUUCUAUGGCAAAUAUGAUGUGGCAGUAUCCUCCACCGCCGAACAUUCAACUUUAUCAAUCGUUUUCUAACCAAUUAUAUAGUCAGGGAUAUGAUCAAGGACAAAUGUACUAUUAUCCUCAAGGAAUGAUGACUGGAUAUGGACAACAUUUUAGUGCUCAACAAAUGCAACAACAACAGCAACAACCACAAAAUAAUAAUCCAAGUAACCAAAAUAAGCAGCAGCAACAGCAAUCAAUACCAGGACAACCUAUGGUUUUGGAUGAUGAAUCUGACCUUCCUCCUUUGCCUCCAGGACCACCACCUCCUACUCAAGCACCACCUCAACACAAUAAUCAAUCUCAAACUUCAUUACAGAAUCCAUCACAGUUAUAUAUGUACAAUUCAUUUACAUAUAAUGGAUGGAAUCCAAUGCAAAAUGAUGUGGCUCAAUUCAACGGUCAAGUGAGAUUCAAUUUACCAAAUAAAAAAACUGGACUAGGAUAUGUACCAUCAGGGAAUAGCGGUGCAGCCAAGAAAAAACGUCGGAAGAACAAAAAUUCAGCAGCGUCUCAAUUCAACAAUUCCUUUCAGGCAAAUAACAUAGUAACUAAUUUUACUGUGGGAAGUGAUAUUAAAGCCGAGUUACCCCCAUUACCUCCAACACAGAAUGAACCUCCUGCAUCAGUAACAGCCCCGUUGGCAGCCAAAACUCCUGAAAUCUUAACACCGCCUGCUCCUUCGUCAAGCCCCUUACAGACAAAUCAACAUAGUCCCAGUAAAUCAACGGUAGGUAACAAUCCAGUUACUUCAAGUACAAAUCCAGUUGGAGAUUGGCCAGAUAGUUUGAAGAAUUACGUUAAUCGAUGCUAUGAAAAGUGUAAAACUGCGGUGGAUAAAGAUCAGGUUGAAAUAAUAUUAAAGGGUAAAAUUACACGUGCGGCCAAUGAUGGCUCACUUUGGUGCAAGGAUUGGGACGAAGAACCAUUACCGAGUAUUCAUAGUGAACGUAUGACAAUGACGAUUAAAGCAAAAACCCCAAUAGUUAAACCUAACAAUCCACUGACCGUUUCACCGGGGACUUUACGCAAAACAGGUCUUUCAACAUCAUUAGGUGCGCGUUUAGGUGCACGUUUAUCUAUGGGACAUGGACGAUCUAAAUCACGAACUCGAUCAAAGUCUAAAUCCAGGUCACGUUCAUCUUCUCAUAGUCCACCGGCGCGUAAAUAUAGGCGAAGCAGUUCGUCAUCAUCUAGCGUUAGUGAUCGUGGACAUGAUCACAAAUCGUCGUCGAAAACUAAAAAAUCCAAUCGAAGCAAAACUCAUUCUACGAAGAAGGUCAAGAAGAAUAAACAAUCUAAGUCACAUUUCUAUUCCGAAUUUGGUUUAGCUACAGGCAACGGUGAGGAAUUAGGAUCCAAGGAAAAACUUCAACAACGUGCAGCGAGAUUUAAUGAUUCAGUUACUAGGACUUCUAUCAACAAAGAUGACAACGUCGAGUUUGACUUCACUGGACUCCAUAUCAUUGGUACCUGUAAAGAUAUCGAAAAACCUUAUUUGCGUCUUACCUCGGCUCCAGCUGCAUCUGCAGUACGUCCGGUAAGUGUUCUUCAAUCUUCAUUGGCUCACGUAAAAAAGCGGUGGAAAUUGGAGCAAGAUUACAGAUAUGCGUGUGAUCAAUUAAAAUCCAUUCGUCAAGAUUUGACUGUACAAGGUAUUAGAGAUGCAUUUACGGUACAUGUUUAUGAAACUCAUGCCCACGUAGCACUGGAACGCGGAGAUCACGAGGAGUUCAAUCAAUGUCAAACACAAUUGAGAAUGCUUUACCAAGAUGUUGGUGGCGAGAAUCGUUGUGAAUUUAUUGCUUAUCGUAUUUUGUAUUACAUUUUUACUAAAAAUACACAAGAUCUUACCACUAUUUUAGCUGCUCUAACCGAUGAAGACAAAAAAGAUGAUUGUAUUAAACACGCGUUAAAAGUACGUUCAGCCUGGUGGUUGGGUAACUUCCAUAUUUUCUUCAAAUUAUAUAUGACAGCGCCACGAAUGGCUGGUUACCUCAUGGAUUGGUUUAUCGCACGAGAAAGAAAAAUUGCUCUCAAGCACAUGAUCAAGUCCUAUCGACAAAAUUUGGCGAUUGAUUUCAUCGUAGCAGAAUUGGCCUUUCAAUCUUUGGACAAGUUUUAUGAAUUUGUAACUGAAUUUGGGUUAAUUUAUGCUGACUCUGAACGACGGUUUCUUGAUUGCAAAGCCAGCAGUGGUUUUCUAAGUGGUUGGUAAACCCCACCAACAUUCGUUCUUCCUCUCAUGAAAGUGAAAAAAAUAUACAUCCCUCUGCAAGAGUUAAACCUCGCGCUUGAUUGCGCACAUGUACAUAUUAUGUACAUUUUUUGUAUAUAUAUUAAUUUUAUAUAAGUGUAUUUACUAUACUUAUAUUACAUAUAUGUAUAUAUAUAUUUUCAAUUUAUACAUAUACAUAUAUAAUAUGACCUUUCAUGGUCAUCAGUAAAAUCGUUGCAUUUUCACGUUGUGAGCAAAAAACGUCAGGAUUUUCUUCUCAAAAUACUCCGUCUCACUUUUAUCCAGCAAUAGUUACUAAACAAAAAUUCACACUUAUACAUUUAAUCAUCAGUUCUCUUGAUGGUAUAGAAAGAUCCAUAGAAAUACCACGAAGCAUCAAGAAAAUAUUGAAGUAUCUACGACAUCAAAUAUAAACAAUGCAACAUUCAAUUUGUAAAUAUUAAUAAUUGUAAAUUAAUUCAUUAUUGGACUCUCAACCAGGAUUACAUCGUAUUAUGACUUUGAUUCUGACUCUAAGAUUAUGCAGUCCAAUGACUUACGACUCUAAUGAUCAAUUAUUUUUCAUUAAAAUUAUUUCAUCAUCUUAAUUAAUUAAAGGAGAAAAGAUUUUUUAGUACCUGGAAUUGUUUUUUCUGGAUAAUUUAUUUUUAUGCUGUACGGACUCAUGAUCAAACAAAUAUGAGAAUUAUAUUCAUAAAAUUCAAUGAAAUUGUGGGAAAUCAUCUGUACAUAAUCUACUAAUGAAAAGCGCGAGGAAAAUUAAUUUUUACAAUGAAGAGGAUUAGUAAUUAUUAGUGAUAAGUUACAUUAAUUUAUCAUCAAAAAGGAUUUUUUCAAACUGAAGAAUAGUGAUUCUAACAAACCACCAUUUUUUUAUUCCCAGAUUGAAAUAAAUCGAUGCAGUAUCACAAUAUAAUUAUUCGAUCUCGUUUGUACCGCUACGCCUGGAGAAUCAAAUGUGCAUAAUAAAUUAUUUUUUUUUAAAAAUAAAA
Molecule: messenger RNA, 3508 nt
Organism: Chelonus insularis
Lineage: Eukaryota; Metazoa; Arthropoda; Insecta; Hymenoptera; Braconidae
Product: leukocyte receptor cluster member 8 homolog
Exons: 7
Coding region: 156-2495 (779 amino acids)
Cellular component (GO): nucleus
Source: RefSeq, a predicted model, not a curated record